Molecule: messenger RNA, 2044 nt
Organism: Manihot esculenta (cassava)
Lineage: Eukaryota; Viridiplantae; Streptophyta; Magnoliopsida; Malpighiales; Euphorbiaceae
Exons: 6
Coding region: 997-1773 (258 amino acids)
Source: RefSeq, a predicted model, not a curated record
GCCAUCCUCUUCCUAUCAAUCGAGCUUGGGUUGAUUUCGUUAAGGGUGCAUAAGUUCUUAUGAUCAAAUUAGAACUUUUUAAAACUUGAUCCUGCUCUAUUCAUAACUGAAGAGUGGUUGUGUUCCAAAAAUGGAAUAUUUCUUCACUGACACAGAUAAAACACUGACCUUCCCUUCUGUCAUGGGGCCUCUUUUGGCCAGCAAUAAACAAAAUGCAAACACUGAGAGUAUUGUGCAAGCAAGAGGAAAAUGGUGGCAGUAACAGAUAUAUACAGAGAAGAAGAGCCCUUUGGUUGAAUCACUAACCAGUGGGUCAGAUAUUGUUUCAGGAAGGAGACAAGGAAGAACACUCAAUUUUCCCUCUCCAGUCAUGCAAUUUUUGAGGAUUGUUAGGCCUCUCCUUCCUGGAUUUAGGGUUUCACAGCUAACAUUUCUGGUCUUGCGCUUGUAAAUGCAUAUCUGUAGACUACUUCCUCCUUGUAUCUACCAUAUUAUUGCAUGCAUGGGGUGAGCUUUUCGGCUUCUUUUACUAUGUACAUGGUACUUUCUGUUGGAUUCUGGAUAAAAAAAAAUUUAUUGAUUUCGCCUUUAUCAACAGAAGCUUGAAUUCCUAUAAGUUUCUUUCCUGUUCUACUCUGCUUGCCUGAGUUUUCUGGUUUGUAUCACUAUAAUAUGUAGGUUAAGUUUACUUUUAAUCUGGUUAGAAACUUUUCUGUGUUUGUGUUUGCUUAUUCUGUAAGCAAGCUUCAAUGGAGUGAACAGAGAAACAUGCUUAUGGCUUUUAUACUGUAUUAUUUAUUCUUUCCUUCAAGUAGUGGUCAAUCCGGUACCUCUCAGACAAGGUUAUUCUUUUGCAUAGGUUUAUGUAGUAAUUAGUAACUAUGUUUUCUGAGUUUUGUUUCCUGUACUAAACUGAGAGAUGCUCUGAGAAUCACCCUGCUGUUUAUUUCUGUUGUUUUCUCUGGUGCUUGUUUCUGGGCUUUCUUUUUUGUAACCAUGGAAUCAUUUAAGAACAGAUGCAAGUCUGUUUUCAGUGUGAGGAAAUCUUUCCUAAACCAAACUGAGAGAUGCUUUGAGAAUAAACCCUGCUGUUCAUUUGUUUUGUUUUGUGGUGCUUGUUUCCAGGCUUUCUUGUUUGUAACUAUGGAAUCAUUUAAGAGCAAAUGCAAUGCUUUGUUUAGUAGCAGAGGUUGUUUUGGUUGCUGUGCUAAACUUUCUACACUUUUAACUGUUGAUGACCCAUCAAAGGGUCUGGCAAGUCAAGGUCGAACAGUAAAGCGAGCCAGCACUGUAGAUGACAUCUGGAGCACCAGUGCAGGCGAAAUGGACCUUAGCGGAGAACAAUCCCAAAGAAGUUUUUCAUCAAUCAUGACCUUGAAUCAGCCCUUUCAUCCUUAUACUAAUGAUGGAAGCACAAGCAAUUCUUUUGAAUUUUUAAACCCUGGCAAGUUUUUAUAUAUUCGCUUCUUCAAUAUGUCACAUUCAAUGAAACGUCCGUGUUGUUUCCUUAAUGUUGAAUGCAGCUAUGAAAUGACCUUUAGCUAUAGAUGCUUGUUGAAUGCAGGUCUUCUUCUUUGGAAGCAAACAAGGCAGCAAUGGCUUGCAAAUAAAAGGUCUCCAAACAAUACACAAGUUCAAGAGCCGACAAUAAGAGGGAAUGCCACGUACGAGAGUUUAGUCGGAACGAACAAGCCUUUCCCCCGACGUAUCCCUCUCACUGAAAUGGUGGAUUUUCUUGUUGAUAUUUGGGAACAUGAAGGCUUACAUGACUAAAAUAAGCUGGAAAUUUUUACAAGUGCUUUCUCCUCAUUCAAAGUAUAGCCUAAGGAUGCAUCUUCCAUAUGAUUUCUAUAGCCUUUCUUUCUUUCUUUCUUUCUUUGAUUGAAGUGUAUCCUUCUUGUGGAGCAGCAGUUGCUGUGCAAUUAUGUUGAAUUGAUUCAGUCAUAGGCACAGGAGUUGUAAAAAUCAAAAUCCUCAUUUCUUGUGGGAGUUGUUUGGUAUAUGUCACUUUCAGAUUAAUCAAUUUAUUUUCUAUUUUACCAAA